ACUACAUCUCCUCCAAGGAAUGGCUCUGACACUAUUUGCAGCCAUGUUGUACUAUUCCACCUGGCUGCUCUCCCUCUCGGCAGGUGAUUCACAACUGGCGUAUGAAAGCCAAGCUUUUCAGAUGCUUCCUCCUUUGUUUAAGGAGCUGUCCGAGCGCCCAGACUGGAUUGAGGGAACACCAGCUCCCCAAUCUGUAGCCAUCAAGUACAUGAAAAAACUCUUUAAGAUAUCCGCCACCAAGGAGGGUGUACCCAGGGUGCACAGGAAUGCUGAGUAUAACACCGUCAGACUGUUCACUCCAAAGACCGAGUGUAAACCAGGCUUAAGGCUGGAAACAAGAGUUAACCCUUUUAGCUGUACCUCUAAUGAAUCACUAAUUAUAAGAGUUGAAGAUGAAAGAUUUGAUGGCCAUGUAAAGACCCAGGAUUUGACAUUUAAUGUUGACAGUGUAUCCGCCUUGGAGCAGAACCUUCGAUCUGUCUUGCUUUAUGCUGUUAACAAGCGAUAUUCCUCCUCGAACAUCACCUGUACGUUUACCCUGGAAAACACUGAUGAAGAACUUCCAAGCCCAAUGUGUCCUAGAGUCCCGCAUAUGUUUGAAUUCCAACUCCGGAACAAGCGAAGAUGGGUUGAAAUUGACGUAACUACUUUUCUUCAACCAUUUGUUUCGACCAGGCAAAUUAUUCAUCUGUCUGUCAAUUUAACCUGCCUUUGGAACAAGCACCACCAUAUUUUUGGGACCAUGGGACCUCUACAAAUGACAAGAUCUCCACCAUGUCUUCUUCUUUAUUUAAACGACACAAGCAACAAGGCCUAUCACCGUAGAAAAAUGCACGUGGAACCUCUAAACUGGUCUAGGGAAAACAUUCUGCAUGAUCUGCAGGAUAAUGUACCAGCCACUAAAGUGUCUCGCCAUCGUAGGGGCCAAGAUGUUGAGAUGACAGGCCCAACUGUAGAAAGUUCAUACAAUUUCAGUAAGCUUUUCAAGGAAUAUGUGUACCAUCAAAAUGAAUGUGAACUUCAUAAGUUUCGACUUAGUUUCAGUCAGUUGAACUGGGACAAAUGGAUCCUAGCACCACAUCGCUACAGUCCUGAUUACUGUAAAGGAGAUUGCCCUAGGGUGGUUGGCCAUAAGUAUGGCUCUCCAGUACACACCAUAGUUCAAAAUAUAAUCUAUGAAAAAGUGGAUUCCUCAAUACCUCGACCCUCUUGUGUACCGUCAGAAUAUCGACCUAUGAGUGUACUUACGAUUGAACCUGAUAACUCUAUUGCUUAUAAAGAGUAUGAAGAUAUGAUUGCAACCAGAUGUACAUGCCGCUAACCUUCCUUUAGCUCAGUGUUCCUUAACCAGAGUGCCUCCAGAU
Messenger RNA from Hyla sarda, 1364 nucleotides. RefSeq names its product growth differentiation factor 9 (gene GDF9). The transcript has 3 exons. Gene Ontology annotation, cellular component: extracellular region. Gene Ontology annotation, biological process: SMAD protein signal transduction; BMP signaling pathway. The record is from RefSeq and is a predicted model, not a curated record. Gene Ontology annotation, molecular function: growth factor activity; cytokine activity. Bases 20 to 1321 code for a protein of 433 amino acids. NCBI's taxonomy places the organism in Eukaryota, Metazoa, Chordata, Amphibia, Anura, Hylidae.